CUGUUGCUCUGGGCGACGGAAGUGCGUCUGCGUGGAGUUGAGCGGGAAUUUUGGAAGGAGCCUGCGGCGGGCUUAAGUUCUCUGAUAUGAGCAACAAUGGACCUGAAAAUCUUGUCUCUAGCAACAGAUAAAACAACAGAUAAACUGCAGGAAUUUCUUCAAACCCUGAAAACUGAUGAUUUGACUCAUCUCCUUCAGAGUCAAGCAGUGAAAGGAAGAGCCGUGGGAGCAUUCCUGAGAGCCAUCUUCAAAGGCUCCCCCUGCUCGGACGAAGAUGGCGCCCUCAGGAGAUUCAAGAUAUACUGUUGCUGUAUCCAGUUGGUUGAAUCAGGAGAUUUGCAGCAGGAAGUAGCCUCUGAGAUCAUAGGAUUGCUAAUGCUGGAGGUUCACCAUUUUCCAGGCCCAUUACUUGUUGAAUUAGCCAGUGAGUUUGUUGGAGCCAUCAGAGAGGACAGCCUGGUGAAUGGGAAGUCUUUGGAGUUACUGCCCAUCAUUCUCACUGCCUUGGCUACCAAAAAGGAAGUGCUGACUUGUGGGAAAGGUGAUUUGAAUGGAGAAGAACAUAAGAGGCAGUUGAUUGACAGCCUGUGUUCUGUCAGAUGGGCUCAGCGGCACGUGAUCCAGCUCACAUCUAUGUUCAAGGAUGUCCAUCUAACAGCAGAAGAGAUGGAGCUUGUGGUGGCGAAAGUCUUGGCGAUGUUUUCAAAGUUGAAUCUCCAGGAAAUACCACCCUUGGUCUAUCAGCUUCUGGUUCUCUCCUCCAAGGGGAGCAGAAGAAGUGUUCUGGAUGGAAUAAUAGCCUUCUUCAGUGAGCUGGAUACGCAGCACAGUAAGGAGCAGAGCGGUGAUGAGUUGUCGGAGCUCGUUACCAGCCCAGCAGAUGAACUGUAUCAUGUGGAAGGCACCGUCAUUCUGCACAUCGUGUUUGCCAUCAAACUGGACUGUGAAUUAGGCAGAGAACUUCUGAAACACUUGAAGGUAGCAGCCGGCUCUUAACGAUGGUUUCAGGUCUCCAUGAGACAGGGCACUUGUACUGAAGCCUCUUUCCUGUCAGUCCGUGACCAGAAGUGCAAGUACAGGACAUCCAUGGGUCUGGAGGAUCUUUUUG
Peromyscus leucopus (white-footed mouse) is the source of this 1108-nucleotide messenger RNA. Its product is annotated as Fanconi anemia group I protein homolog. Gene Ontology annotation, molecular function: DNA polymerase binding. The transcript is spliced from 10 exons. The record is from RefSeq and is a predicted model, not a curated record. Bases 97 to 996 code for a protein of 299 amino acids. NCBI's taxonomy places the organism in Eukaryota, Metazoa, Chordata, Mammalia, Rodentia, Cricetidae. Gene Ontology annotation, biological process: DNA repair.